Plasmodium malariae is the source of this 3048-nucleotide messenger RNA. RefSeq names its product conserved Plasmodium protein, unknown function. The transcript has a single exon. The record is from RefSeq and is a predicted model, not a curated record. NCBI's taxonomy places the organism in Eukaryota, Apicomplexa, Aconoidasida, Haemosporida, Plasmodiidae. The coding region runs from base 1 to 3048 and encodes 1015 amino acids.
AUGGAGGUGUUACAUAAUAUGCAGAGUAUGGAUAAAAGGGUUAUGGAAAUAAAAAAUUUCCGAAAAUUGCUAUAUCAGAAACAGAAAUUAAAUAUAGACUUAAAAGAAGAUGUACAAAAUUACAUGCACAUGCUAGCUAAUUUGCACUCUCUGAACAAGAAUAAAAAAAAUAAUAAUUCAAAAACUUUUGGUGACUCGGGCAAUUUUAGAAGUUGUGCUAAUAAAAAAGGAAGAAGAAGAAGAUCAAGAAACAGCGUUUCGUCGAAUAUGAGCAGAGGUAGAAGGAGCAACGGACAUGACCAUAGCGGUAACAAUAACAACAAUAACUAUAAUAACAACAAUAACUAUAAUAACUACAAUAACAACAAUAAUAAUAAUAAUAAUAAUAAUAACAAUAACAAUAACAAUAACAAUAACAAUAACAAUAAGGAUAAUAAUAACGAUGACCCGAGCGACAACAACAAUGAUGACGACUACAACCAAUCUGACAGUGAUAACGAGGAUAAGAAAAAUAUGGACUCCGAUAAUAAUGAGGAAUAUAAUGAUAAAAAUAAGAAGAAAAAGAAAGGAAAGGGAAAGGAAAAUGGAAAUGGACGAAAAAAUGAAGAUGAGGAAAACGAUGGGAUAUUUGUCGACGAAGACGAUGAUGAAAUGCAGAGAGGAGGAGAUAAUGUACAACUGGAGGGAAGCAGCAAUAUAAGUUCACGCCAAAUGACGCUAAGAAAAGAUAGAGAAAUGAAUUAUAACGGCACUAGCAGUAGUAGCAGCAACAAUAACAACUACAGUAACAAUGAUGUGCUUCUCUCUGAGGAAAACAACGAAGAUGCGAACGCAAUUAACGAAAAUGCAUCGUCUGUUAUGGAAUACCCCUGCGAUGAUUCACAUAUUAAAGCCUGUUUAUAUGAUAACAACACAGGUUUAAUGAAAAUGACAGAGGACCAUGCACGCAAAAUAGGGAAAAAAAUUGUAAGUAAUCCAUUUACUGCUAGCAGUUGUGAAGAUGCAAAAGAGGAUGAACAAUCCUUUGCUUCUGAUGUUAAUAAUAAUAAUAAUAAAACGGAUGAUAUUAACAAAUGCAUCGAAAGACAACAUACAAAAGUAAAACUAAACAAUGUUUUAAAAGAAUUAAAAUUCAAAAGUGCACACAAUAUAGAAUAUGCAUAUACAGAUAAUUCUGAAGAACAUAAUAUGUCCGAAAGAAAUGUAAAUGAUAAUUUAGAUGAUAUGGAUACGUACAGAAAAAAUUCUCAGAUGGUUGAUGAUUAUGAUCCUAACAAAUAUACCAAUUUUGUUAGACAUUAUGUAACAAAUGUUGGAAGUAUUGACAAAGCUAUGGCAAAAUAUAAUCUAUACAACUCAAAUUCUCAGUUACAUUCCUUUGGAUUAAAUCAUAUGUAUAAUAAUAAUGAAGGAAAUUCAUCCUUUGGAAUGGUAUCAUCAGAAUUUAAUAGAUCUAUAUCUUCUUUAAAUAAUGAAAAUUUAAAAAAAGGAGACUGCGAUUUUUCAAAUUACAUGACUUGUUCAGGUAAAAAUAAUAUAAAAAAAUGUUUUCAAAAAAAUAUUAAUUGUAUUGAAAAGCCUUUAAAACAAAUAAAAAAGUAUGUUCCAGUUCAUAUGGGAUAUUAUGAAAAAAUUAAUUAUUCUAAAGCUUUCCAGCCGCUUAAGAACUAUGAUUGUUCACGUGCAAAGGAGUAUAUCCAAAAUUAUAACUGCUUCCAAAAUGCGCAGCAAUUUAUUUCGAAAAAUUCUCUGGAAAAUGGUGUGGACAUUGUGAGAAAGCACGUAAACUUGGAAAAUAUGAAGAAACAUGUUAACUUGGAAAAUGUUAAGAAGAGAAUAAAUAUAAAAACUGUAAAGGAACACAUAAAUUUCGAAAGUUUUAAAGAACAUAUAAAUUUUGAAAAUAUUUCAAAGAAUGUUCAAUGCUUUGAUGAAAAUUACGAAAGAUGGGAAGACGCGUAUAAAAAUUAUGUGUACAAAUAUGUGGAAGAUGUGAAACAAACAAUUUUUGAUAAGGGAAAUUAUUAUACACAAAAUGCUAAUUGUAAUUACGAUUUGAUAAGCAACGAUUUUGUUAAAAUUGCUGCAAAUAAUAUAAAAAAUUUAAAUAAUGCUUAUGUAAAUAAUAAAUCUAAAUUUAACCUUGAUAAUCAUAAGAAAUAUAUAGUAUUUAAUCAUAAAAAAUAUGCCAAAUUUUUUAAAGCAUGUUACAAAAAAAGAGUCAACUCUGUUAAAAAAAGAAUAGAAGUAAAUAAAGAAUUCCUUAACAAGUAUUUUAAUGCAUGCACAAUUGAUUGUAAUAAUAGACCAAUGGAGUUAAAUAAUAUGUCCAAAAAUUCUUCUCUUUUUGAUUAUGGAAAUAUUGAAGCAAAUUCGAUAGAAAGGGAAAGUUCUUUAAAUAAUAUUACGGAUAUGAGACAACAAACUUCUUUACUCAAAGGAUUGAACUCUUCCGAUGUUGCAAGAAUGCAUAGUAACACCUCAGAACAGUUAAAAAAUGAAGACAAUGGGGGGGAGGGACAGCAGGAAACGGGAGAAGGAGUAGAAGGAGUAGAAGCUGUAGAAGUAGAACUAGAAGACGAAGACAACGACGAGUAUGCAAAUUCUGAUAAUGAUUUUGAUUGCAAUUCUCAAAUAGACAUGUCCUGUUUUAGCAGAAAAAAUGAAAAUAAUAAACUAGAAUAUAUGAAGGCUGUUUUACCUAACAGCGGAGGGGUGGAAAGUGAAAUUAUUUAUGAUCAGGAAAAAAAAAUAUAUUUUGACUUAAAUGAUAAUGUAUAUAUUCAUUAUAAAGAUAAUUUAUAUUUUAAUGCUAAAGAUAGACUAUUUUAUGAAAUUGAAUAUGCUGAUGCUAUAACCUAUGAAAAUAUUAAAAAUGGGUUGAUAAAAUUUGGAAAAUUUUUAAUUACGGAAAAAUAUGCUCCUUGCAAAAUUAUUAUGAAGAUCUGCACACACGUUAAUGAGUUUAUGUACAACUUCUUACAAGUAAACGAUUAUAAAAUGUUUUAUGGGGACAAGGAAAAUUUAGUAGAAAUUAUAAUCAAGUGA